UGCCCCAAAGGUAGUAAAGAAAAAGAAAAAGAAAACAGAAAAAUUGGGUUAGAGACGGCUCACAGGCGGUCCAACUCCGCAAAACCACCCCGUCAAAGCUCUUAGUACUACAAUUCAGACAUCCACCCGUCAAUAUCAUCCAUCCUUUCUCUGUCUUUUUAUUCUGUAAAGAUCUAUUUUAGGGUUUCACCCUCCCGCAGCUUUUCCGUACGGCUUAGAAAAAUCGUGAUGGUGAAAGGAUAUACUCAAGAGCACAUUUACAAGCAUCCGUGGGAACGAGUAACUUCUGCAUCUUGGCGCAAGUUUGCUGACCCUGAGAACAAACGUACCUUGUCGCACAUUCUUGAAGUUGACACAUUGAACCGCAGACUUGAUCCUGACUCUGGCAGGCUUUACACUACUCGUGCUCUUACCAUCCAUGCUCCAGGGCCAUGGUUUAUUCGCAAAAUCAUUGGCCAGGAUAUCUGCCACUGUGUUGAAUCGACAGUUGUUGAUGCCCAAUCUAAGUCAAUGCAACUUACAACCCGUAAUGUCAGUCUCCAGAAGUUCAUAGAGGUAGAGGAGAAGAUACGGUAUGAUCCUUACCCAGAUAAUCCAACAGGCUGGACAAUUUGUCGACAGGAGACUAGUAUUCGUAUUAAGCCUCUAUCAGCUUUGGCAUCAAUGGCUGAAAAAGUUGAGCAACGGUGUGCUGAGAGGUUUAUGCAAAAUAGUGUGAAGGGCAGAGAGGUUAUGGAGAGGAUCUGUAAGUAUCUUGAAGCUGAAUCUAGUGGGAUGGCUCUAUAAUUUGGACUUUCACACUUCAAUUUUCAGUUGUCUCUCCCUUAAGAGUAGGGAAUAACAAAAGAAUGUUAGAUGCAAAACCACCAAAGGUUAAUCUUGAAUGUCCUUUUUAGACUUGGUGCAAACACAAUAGACUCGGUUCUAUUGUAGUUGUUACGAAAUCUUCGUAUGGUUUAAGUACAAUUACAAAAUUUAACUUCACCAAGAAAUAUAUAGAAAUUACUUAAUUAAUUAAA
Messenger RNA from Theobroma umbraticum, 1019 nucleotides. RefSeq names its product MSF1-like family protein. NCBI's taxonomy places the organism in Eukaryota, Viridiplantae, Streptophyta, Magnoliopsida, Malvales, Malvaceae. Gene Ontology annotation, cellular component: mitochondrial intermembrane space. The record is from RefSeq and is a predicted model, not a curated record.